CGGGGAUCGCAUCGUUGAACUUCUGCCACGGACGUUUCGCUGCGUAGCUCUCACGUUCAACCACCACAGACGCAAUGCAUGCACAGGUUAGAGCGAACGUGCUUCUCUGCUCGCUUGUGGCGCUCACACAAGCCUUCUACGUGCCAGGCUUCUCGUACAAAAGCUAUCGCGAUGGCGACACAAUCCCUCUCCUCGUCAACAAGGUCUACUCGGACAACAGCCAGCUCCAAUACGCAUACGCCCAACUCCCCUUCACAUGUCCCCCGACCGGCCGCAUACGAUCAGGACGCUUCACAAGCGGCACCAGCAUCUCGCUCAACCUGGGCGAAGUGCUGCGCGGCGACCGCAUAACCGUCUCGGACUAUGAGCUGGUCAUGGGGACGGACGAGGAGGCGCGGUACCUCUGCAGCCACACCAUGGAUAUUGAUGGGUUGAGGCGGACAAAGGACCUCAUCCGCGACGGGUAUAAAACUGAGUGGAUCGUGGACAAUCUGCCUGGCGCCACGAGUCUGCAGACGACGGACAAGCAGAGGAAAUACUACGCUGCGGGGUUCAGGAUCGGGGAGGAGGUGAGGUCUGUGCAGGGUGGGCCGCCGCAGUAUGUUCUCAAUAAUCAUGUCACGCUUGUUAUUCGCUAUCAUCGCGCGCCGGGCAGGGAUGGGGAGAAGGGGAGGAAGGUGGUGGUGGGUUUUGAGGUCUUUCCGAGGAGCAUUACCGCGAGUGGGCGCAACGAGAGCGGGAUUCCGACGCUUCUGCAGAGCGAGCAGGAGCCGUUUCUUCUGGUCCCGCGAGGGAACAGUACGAGUGAGGAUGAUGAGUCGGAGGCUACCAGCUUGACUGCUCCUUUCACGUACUCGGUCUACUGGCGCGAAGAGGAGAAGUUGGAAUGGCAGAACCGCUGGGACAUGUACUUGAUGGCGCAAGAUGACAGCUCCAACAUCCACUGGCUGGCUAUUGUCACUUCGCUGGUCGUCUCUGGACUGCUGACCGUAGCAGUUGCCGUCGUCCUAGCGCGCACUGUUCGUGGGGAUAUCGCUGGCUCGCAAGAUGGCGUUCUGGGCGCAUCACAGCUGGCAUUGAAACCAUCAAAGUCUCCAACACGCGAGAAGGGCGGGCUGCUCGACAAAUUGGGCGACGUGGAGGGACGUGCCAGCCUCUCGGACGACGAAGACACCGAAGACAUCACAGGAUGGAAGCUCAUCCACGGCGACGUUUUCCGCACCCCACAACACGGCAGUCUCCUCGCCCCCCUCGUCGGCUCAGGCAUCCAGCUCCUCUUCAUGGCCAUGUGUCUGCUCAUCUUGAGCGCAGCCGGUAUACUAAACCCGAGUUUCCGCGGCGGCUACAUCAGCGUGGGCACAGGGCUCUUCGUCUUCGCAGGCCUCUUCUCCGGAUACUACUCCUCACGCAUCUACCGCACCUUCGGCGGCCGCCUCUGGCGGGAAAACGUCCUCGUCACCGCCUCCCUCGUCCCCGGCCUGCUAUUCGCCACCGUCUUCAUCCUCAACCUCUUCGUCUGGAUCCAAGCGUCCAGCACCGCCAUCCCCUUCGGCACCCUCAUCGCCCUCGUCCUCCUAUGGCUGUUCAUCCAGCUCCCGCUCGUCUACAUGGGCGGCUGGUACGGCUUCGAGCGCGUCGGCGCAUGGUCCCACCCCAUAAAACCAAACGCCAUCCCGCGCCAGCUACCCGCACAGCCCUGGCGCGUCAAAACCACACAAGCCAUCCUCCUCGCCGGCCUCCCGCCCUUCAUGGUCAUAUUCAUCGAGCUGACAUGCGCGUGCAACACCCUGUGGUCAGAUAAAAGCACCUACUACUACGCCUUCGGCUUCACCAGCAUCGUGGGCGCCAUCCUCGCCAUCGCCAUUGUAGAAGUCAGUGUCAUAGCCACCUACCUGCUGCUCUGCGCUGAGAACUACAACUGGUGGUGGCACUCCUUCCUCGUCGGCGCCUCCUCCGCGCUAUGGAUCUUCGCCUACCUCGUCUACUACUUCUUCUCCACCCUGCACAUCUCCGGCUUCGUAUCCGGACUGCUGUUCUUCGCGUAUGGCGCGCUGGCUUGUGCGCUUUAUGCCCUGCUGGCGGGCUCGUUGGGGUUUCUGGCUGCGUAUGCGUUUGUUAUGAGGCUUUAUGCGGCGGUGAAAAUUGAUUGA
This is a messenger RNA of Dothidotthia symphoricarpi CBS 119687, 2150 nucleotides long. Its product is annotated as multispanning membrane protein. The coding region runs from base 75 to 2150 and encodes 691 amino acids. Gene Ontology annotation, cellular component: Golgi apparatus; membrane. Lineage: Eukaryota; Fungi; Ascomycota; Dothideomycetes; Pleosporales; Dothidotthiaceae. Gene Ontology annotation, biological process: protein localization to membrane; vacuolar transport. The record is from RefSeq and is a predicted model, not a curated record. The transcript has 3 exons.